CACAGAGACCAUAUUCAAGAGGUACGUUACUCUGGAGCUGCUAAGCCAUGGGUUCUACCAGCCCAAGAGGUGGUGAUGAUGAUGAUAGUCAUGGGUUCUUUACAUCCCAUAAGCCCCAUUUCUUCAAGAUAAUCCUUGACAAAACCAUUCGAGAAGGAAAGCUUGAGAUACCAAGAAAGUUUGUGAGAAAAUAUGGCAACAGCCUACCAAACUCAGUGCUCCUUAGUGUCCCAAGUGGUGCAGAUUGGCAUGUAGAAUUGUCUAAACAUGAUGGCCAUGUUUGUUUUGAAAAUGGAUGGCGUGAAUUCGCGGAUUAUUAUUCUCUGGAGUACGGCCACUUGUUGGUAUGUGAAUACAAUGGAAAUAGCAAAUUCAAUGUACUUGUAUUCGACAAGAGUGCCACCGAGAUCUACUACUGUAAGGAGCCUAAACAUAAACAUGUGGGGGAACCAUCCAGAGAGCCCAAAAUGGGAAGAAAUGAAGAUGACGUCUCUGUUGAAAUGUCGGAUAACUUCACCAUAAACCAUAGAUUGAGAGCAAGAUCACCAGUUCCAUGUCCUCGUUCGAAGAAGAGGACAACCGCGCAACAAUUUGGAUUAGAUGGUGGAGAAACUUCUACUGGUCUGAAAAGUAAAGACACGGGAGCUGAUGAGGGAAAAUGGGUACCGAGAUCUCAGAAAAUUACCAAAGCUGUCCAGAGAGCUAAUGGUUUCAAAUCUGAAAAUCCUUAUUUCAAGGUCUUCAUUCAACCAGGUUAUGCUCAUGGUAAAAGUGGAUUGCAUGUACCAAAGAUGUUUGUAAGCAAGUAUAUGAAGCAGCAGUCGAUGGACACGAUGCUUAUAGUUGAAGAUAAAUCAUGGCCUGUUAGGCUUGCAUUCUACAAAUCAAACACAGGCAAGAUUGUGCGGGGAAGUGGAGCAUUCAUCAGGGAUAAUGCUUUGCAAGUAGGGGAUGUUUGUGUCUUCGAGCUUAUUGACACCGAAGUUUCUGCACUGAAGGUUUCAAUUUUCCGACACUCUGGCUGUUGAAUUGAUGUUGUCAUUAGAAGCACCAGGGCCUUUAUGGUAGUUAGGUCAGUAUUUGAAGAUAUUUUUGAAAAGCUUCAUAAUCCUUCAAUCCUUAAUGGAUUAGUAUGUCAAUUUGGUUGGUUUUGAUGGAGGAUGCUUGUGUUUGAUUAAGCAGACUAACUCUUAUCUUUGUGGAAGCUUGUGUUUUUGAAAGUACUUGUUCAUUUGUCUUAGUAACAGAUGAAGAAG
Tripterygium wilfordii is the source of this 1256-nucleotide messenger RNA. RefSeq names its product B3 domain-containing transcription factor VRN1-like. Gene Ontology annotation, molecular function: DNA binding. The coding region runs from base 48 to 1028 and encodes 326 amino acids. The transcript is spliced from 4 exons. NCBI's taxonomy places the organism in Eukaryota, Viridiplantae, Streptophyta, Magnoliopsida, Celastrales, Celastraceae. The record is from RefSeq and is a predicted model, not a curated record.